This is a messenger RNA of Colletotrichum destructivum, 1983 nucleotides long. Its product is annotated as Putative glucose-methanol-choline oxidoreductase, FAD/NAD(P)-binding domain superfamily. The record is from RefSeq and is a predicted model, not a curated record. The coding region runs from base 1 to 1983 and encodes 660 amino acids. Gene Ontology annotation, molecular function: flavin adenine dinucleotide binding; oxidoreductase activity, acting on CH-OH group of donors. The transcript is spliced from 3 exons. NCBI's taxonomy places the organism in Eukaryota, Fungi, Ascomycota, Sordariomycetes, Glomerellales, Glomerellaceae. Gene Ontology annotation, biological process: secondary metabolite biosynthetic process.
AUGCGUCUCAUCACGGCCUUCUCGACUGGCGUGUGCGUCCUCGGCGUCGUCGUCGUCGAGGCUCUCCCCCGCCGCGCUCACACUUUUGUCAAGAGGCAAGUCACCGAGCUCCGGGAGGAGUACGACUUCGUCGUCGUCGGCGGUGGUACCUCUGGUCUGACCAUCGCCGACCGUGUUUCGGCUGCCUUCCCCGAGAAGAACGUCCUAGUCAUCGAGUACGGCAAGAUCGAGGGGACCGUUGGGUACUACGAUCCGCCCGAGGAUGGCCGUGGAGCCAGCCGUCUGGUCAUCAGCUCCCCUCCCGUUGCCAGCGUCAACAACCGCGCCGCUACCGUUCUCCUUGGCAUGACUGUGGGCGGAGGGUCCGCCAUCAACGGUCAGUUCCUGGACCGUGGCUCCAGAUACGACUACGACGAGUGGGCGCGACUCGGUAGCCCCCAGUUCGACGACAGCUCUGAUAGUUGGGACUGGGAGAACUUUGGCCCAGCGUUCAAGAAGGUAAAUAGCCCGCCCCUGUCCUUUUCCAAUGUUGAACCCCUUUCCUCUGCUAACAAUGAAAUACAUCAGUCCUUCUUCCUCACCGAGCCCAGCGACGAGCUUGCCGAAAAGUACGGCUACACUUGGAAUGCCUCCGCGUACACCGGCGACGCGAUCGAGGCCUCUUUCCCGCCCUUUCAGUGGCCCGCCCAGCGGCUCGGUUGGCGGGGUUUCGAGGAGUUCGGUCUCGAUACCCCCGCCAGCUGCGACGACGGGGACAAGCACGGCAUCUGCUGGGUUCCCACAGCGCAGAACUCCGAGACCGUCGAGCGGUCUCACGCCGGUGUUGGUCACUACACCAGGAUCGCCGAGACCCGUCCCAACCUCGAUCUCCUCGUCGAGCACAAGGUCACACGCCUUGUAGUCGACAAGGACGAGAAAAGAGUUCCCGCCGUCGAGUUUCGCCCCGUGGCCCCGGGCGGUGAGGUCCGCACCAUCCGCCCCAAGCACGAGGUCAUCCUGUCGGCCGGCGCCGUCCAUACCCCCCAGAUUCUCCAGCGCAGCGGUAUCGCCUCUGCCGCAUACCUCGAGUCAGAGGGCAUCGAGCUCGUCGAGGACCUCCCUGGUGUCGGCCAGAACUUCCAAGACCACUGCGGAGUCCCCGUGGCCUACUCUUACGACACUCCCAGCCCCAGCGAGGCCGACGUCGCCAACAACGCGACCUACGCCGCCGAGGCCGUCGCCCAGUUCCGCGAGCGCCCCGCCCGGGGCCCUUACACUCUCGCCAUGGGCAACAGCGCCGCCUACGUCGCCCUCCAACACGUCACGCCCGAGUGGCAGCAGAUCGUCGCGGACAUCCGCGCCCAGAUCGGGGACCGCUCCGUCCUCCGCUAUCUUCCCGCCGGCGCCGCCGAGCCCGUCCGCGAGGGCUACAUGGCGCAGCUCGAGAUCAUCGCCCAGGCGCUGGAGCACCCCGAGCAUCCCAUCCUCGAGAUGCCCUUCCAGGCGGAGCCCGGGACGGGAUUCCUCCUCAAGCCCCUCAGCCGCGGCUCCGUCGUCCUGAACUCCACCGACCACGACGCCACGCCCGUCGUCAACUACGCCACCGGCGCGAACCCCGUUGACCUCGAAAUCAUGGCCGCCUACGUCGACUACUUCCGCCGUCUCUACUCCACCGACACGUGGCAGGGGCUUGGCGCCGUCGAGGUCGCCCCCGGUGCCCAUGUCACCGACCACGACGCCCUCAUCGAGUACGUCAAGGACAACGUCAUCCAGUCGCUCAUGCAUCCGUGCUGCACGGCUGCCAUGCUCCCCCGCGAGAAGGGCGGCGUCGUCGACUCGAGCCUGUCCGUCUACGGCAUCCCGGGCCUCCGCGUUGCCGACUGCUCCAUUAUCCCCACCAUCCCUGCUGCGCACACCACCACGACGGCGUACGCCAUUGGCGAGAAGGUGAACCGUUCUCGGCUGCAUCCCGUUUCUGUUGUUGAGGGGAUUCAUGAUUGCUAA